Molecule: messenger RNA, 393 nt
Organism: Peronospora matthiolae
Lineage: Eukaryota; Oomycota; Peronosporomycetes; Peronosporales; Peronosporaceae
Source: the annotation of a GenBank genome assembly
AUGACACCCGCGGCAGAUAUCCCGCAGGCGAAGAGACCCGCCACCGGCGGAGAGGACGCAGAGCGCCAGUCGACAGCAAGGGUCACAGAUCAAGGCGGCGGACCGGCGACGCCAACCGAGGAGCAGUUAACCGCGACCCAGCAGUUUUUGGCCAGGAUAGCGGCAGGUCAGGAGACGCUCGCCGGGAUGAAACGGCGCAGGAAGCAGGAGCUGAAGGCCGCACGCGAGAAGAAUCCCCGACCGGACUUGGACCAGUUCGAGACGCGUGCCGUGUUCCAGAAGAGGGCCAAGAAAGGCAAAGACCGGCUGGGGCUGAGACGGGUGUCGCGGAAGAAAUGCCGGGUGAAGAAGCCGAAGCGAAGUGGGUGCUUCGUGAUAGGCGGACCCAAAUAG